Ectocarpus sp. CCAP 1310/34 is the source of this 3852-nucleotide messenger RNA. The record is from the annotation of a GenBank genome assembly. Lineage: Eukaryota; Phaeophyceae; Ectocarpales; Ectocarpaceae.
AUGCACAUCAAGAAGACCCUGAUGGACAUGCUGGAGCUCCCGCUGGCGCUCAGGCACGGCAUCAUCGGCCGGCUGCAGAUACAGAUCCCAUGGUCGACCCUGAACAAGGAUCCUAUCCUCGUCGAUGUCGACCGGAUCUUCUUGGUCGUCGAGCCCAAGUUCGAGUGGGAUGCGGGAGCCGUGAAGCAGCGAGAGCGCGCCGUAAAGCGCGGUAAAAUCGCCGCCGCGGAGCUCUUCCGAACCUCUCCCCUGGACGACACCCCCGCUGGGUCCAGCGAAGGUGGGAGCAAGGCAAGGUGGGGCUCGGGGCUGCAGAAGUGGGUGACAGAUCGCCUCGUUACUCGGAUAGUGGACUCGUUGCAGAUCCACGUUCGAGAGGUUCACUUGCGCUACGAGGAUCGGAUCUCCAAUCCUAGCACCCCCUUCUACCUCGGUGCAACGGUAGAGUCCCUGUGGCUGGAGUCGACGGACCAGGGCUGGGAGGUGCAGCCUGGGCCUCGGUCCGGACCCAUCCGCCCCGGCGGCACGGGAGGAGAGGGUGAAUCGGCGGUGCCCCCGAGAAACGGGGGGAGGAGGAAAGCUGCUAGCGAGAACGAGAUCGAGGCGACGACCGGUGUCGCUGCUUCUUCUUCUUCGCCGCGCGGCGACGGCGUUGGUGGCGAUGACCCCGCGAUAUCGUCGGGUGCGAGGGCGGUAGGGAACGGCGGCGGGGGCGCGGGCGGGUCGGGGGCGGGAAGCGGGAGCGGGAGCGGGAGCGGCGGCAGCAGGAGUGUUGUCGUCGGCGACCGGCUGGUGAAGAAAACGCUGCAGCUGAACCAGCUGGCGGUGUACUGGAACCCGGCGGAGAGUGGGAACCCUUGCUCAAUGGACCUGUCGGACAUUCCCGUCGACCAGGCAGAGGUGGUUAUCAGCAGGCUCAUUGCUAGGAAAGACGAUGAUGCCGACGAGGCGGGGGCGGGGAACGGGGCCGGGGAGCCGCUGCGGCACCGCUACCUUAUAGAGCCAGUGGAUGCCAGUGCACGGGUAGCGCUGAGCGUCGACCCGAGUGAUCGGUCCCAGCCCAGAGUGCAGGCGCAGGUGGAGCUGGGGACAAUUUCUUGCCAGCUGGAGCACUUUCAGCUGCAAGGCGCCAUGUGCCUCGGGGCGUCGGUCGCGCGGUACGGAGAGGUUGGGAAGUACUUCAAGCACAGGCCGGAAGUGCCGGUGCUGGAGGACCCCGCAGCCUGGUGGCGCUUCGCGUUCGCCGUGGUGGUGGACAAGCUCAGGGCAGACGGCUUCUCUCAUAGCAGCAGGUUCCCGGACAUGGCGAAGCGGCGGAGGAUGAGUAUUGCCGGUGGCGGCGGUGGUGGUAGCGACGGGGGGGGCGAUGGUGCGGGGUUGUGUUCCUCUCCUCGCUCCCCGUCUGGGUCGGGUCCGGCGUCUUCUUCGGCGGCGCCGUCGCCGUCUUUCGGCACGAACCCCGCGGCGGCGGGGGCGGCGAUGCUGCCAUCGUCGGGAGGCGUCAUAGCUCUCAACGGGGUCGAGAAGGAUGGCGGUGCUGGUGCUGCCGCAGUCGUGGUCGGCGGUGCGGGGGUCGGCAGCAGCAGCAGCAGCAGCAGGAGCAGCAGCGGCAGCAGCAGGAGCAGGAGCAGGAGCGGGGGCGCGCGAGAGGGGAGGGCCGAGCGGGAACAGCCGUCGACCCCCCGCGAAGAGUCUCACGAAGACGAUGAUGCCGGUGCGAACGACAAGAGCAGGCUAGAGGAGCUCGAGGAGGAGCUGUCCUUCGAAGACAUCCUUAUCUUUCGGGCGAUGGCCGAGCGGGAGGAUGUCCUGCUGCGCGCUGGGAGAGACAACCACCCUCGCAACGGCGGUGGCCGAGAGGACGGCGGCGGCGGCGGCGGGAACCGCUGGGGAAUUGGCGGCUGGGUGAGCUGGGCCAUGCGCGCCGGCACCCGCGCAGACCGUUCCGGGAAUCGGUCCGCCGCGGAUUACCGCGCCGGGGCCGGGGCCGGGGAAGGAGACCACGGAGAGGACGAGAACUUCCGCCGCCUCUUUGCCGCCAUCGACUUCGACCCCUCCGCUCGCGCACCACCGCCGCCGCCGCCGCCGCUGCCUAAUGCGGAGGGUGGUGGUGGUUAUGGUACGGAGGGUUGGGGAGGGUGGUUGGCGAUCUCCCUGAAUUUGCGCGCUCCGGAGGGGUCUCUUGUUCUCGCCGGCGGCGGCUCCCGCGGCGGAGGUGAGAGCGAGAAGCUCGCGCGCUCGCUGCUGCUGCUGUCGUCGUCCUUGAGGCAGCAGCCCGAGGCCGCGCCGCCGCCGCCCUUCAUGGACGUCCGCUUCCGUGGGCUGGAGGUGUGCGCCGAGCUGCACGGGGAGGACAUGGACGCCGUCCUCGCUUCUGCGGCGUUGGACGACCUCGGGGUCUACGAGUUGAACGGAGGCGGGAGCACGGAGAAGCUUGGCCUCUCGUCGCCGAUCGUCACCCGCCGAGCCUUGCCAGGGGGCAUUGGGGGCGGUGUAGGCGUAGGAGGAGGAGGAACGUCUUGUUUUUCGUCGUCGUCGUCGCUCGCGUCUCCGCAACUGCAACAACAACGCCCUCCUCUUUUCGAGAUGCGCUUCGAGAUGAACCCGCGGGACGCUGAGUACGAUGCCAAGGUCUACCUCGCCGUUGAUCAGGUGGAGGCGGUGAUGUCGCCUACGGCUGGGUGGGUGCUGGACAUAGUGGCGUUCGCGCAGCCGCCGGAGACGCUGCAGCACCGGGCCACGCUCGAGCUCGCCGCCACGAACCAGCUGAAGAACCUGAGGGUGCAAGUCGAGUCUCGGCUGGAAAUGGCCAUGUCGGACCGUUUCCUGACCUUCCUCGACCUCGACGUCAAGGCCCCCAUUCUCGUCAUCCCCGUCAACCUUAGCGGUGGCAGCGGGGCGCCCCGCGGACCAGAUCAGGACAAGAAAGAGGGGGGGGCGCAGCCCACGGCAGAGAGGGGGGUGGCGGCAGGCGAGGAGGAAAAUUGUGUUUUUCACGAAGAAGGAGAAGGGUCCCAGGGGCGGCCAAGCGGCGGCGUGGUCGACAAGGGUAGCACGCCCAGGAAGAAGACAGGCGCGGUUGCGGUAGUGGCGAGGGAGAUGCUCGUCGUAGACCUCGGCAGCGUGACCCUCACCACCGAUCGUCUGGCCCAACACCUCCGCCGAAGAGCGGACAAAGAGGGCGCGGACGGCUUUGGCAGCAGCGGCAGCAGCAGCAGCAACGGCGGCGGCAACGAAAUGGAAGAGCCGUCGUCUUCGCAAAGGCAAGGGAAGAACGGCUUCGGAGUUCCCGGCGCCGGUCGCGGCGGCGGGUUCAAGAGGCAGCGCGCCACCGGAGAAAGCUGGCACGCAAAGUUUUACGACGUGUACAGGGUGGAGGUGCAUCGAGUCGGGGUGUUGCUGCUAGCCGGGAGAGAGAGCCGCAGCGGCGACGGGGAGGAGGAAGAAGCUGCCAAGCGCUGGCUUGUAAACCCCUUCGACGUAAAGAUGGAACUCCACCUGAGUGUUAUGCCGAACGACCCCAGCGUGUCCCAGCUCAAGGUCUACGGCGACCUUCCCAGGCUACACGUACGGCUGUCCCAGGACAAACUCCGGCGCUUGGCGAGAAUGUCCGCGGCCAUCGCCGCUCAGUCGGCGGCGCUGGCGGCCUCGAAUGCCUCGACGGCGGCGAGGGAUAGCGUACCUUCGCCGCCUCCCGAGGAUAGCGGCCUGUCGGAGAGGAAUGGCGUCGAUCUCCGAGCGGCCGGUACCUAUAGCGACGUGGGCAACGAUGGCGGCGGCGCCGGCGCCGGUGGCGGGAUGUCUAGCUUAGCGAGCUUCCUGGAGUUCCAGCGCUCGUUGAGCCAGAGGUGA